ACCAGUGUUCUGAAGAUGGAACCGACCUUGAUUUGGAAAGCCCCUUUGGAGAGGAUGGAGAGUGUCCUGGAGGAUCGAGAUAGGAUCGGUGUUCCUGACGCCAUCCUUUUGGAGGAUUACCUCAGCGAAAAUGCCUUCAUCGACAAUCUCAAGAAGAGAUACAACGAGAAUAUCAUUUACACAUACAUCGGCCAUGUACUGGUCUCCGUGAAUCCGUACAAAGACCUCGGUCUCUACACAGACAAACUUCUGGAGAAAUACCGAAAUGUAAACUUUUACGAGGUGCCACCACACGUUUUCGCUAUCACAGAAAAUGCCUAUAGGUCGAUGACCUCGGAAGUUGCGGAUCACUGCAUCCUUAUUUCAGGUGAGUCUGGUGCAGGCAAGACAGAGGCCAGCAAGCAGGUGCUCCGCUUUCUGGCGGCGACGUCUCUCCACCGUCGGGAGAUGGACAGAGUGAGAGACCGUCUCCUGCAGUCGAAUCCCUUGCUGGAGGCUUUCGGUAAUGCCAAGACCAACCGUAAUGACAACUCAUCCCGGUUCGGCAAGUACAUGGACAUCGAGUUCAAUUUCAGGGGUGAUCCAGUUGGGGGUCACGUUUUGAAUUAUUUGUUAGAGAAGUCUCGUGUUGUUCACCAAGAAACAGGAGAAAGAAACUUCCAUGUGUUCUAUCAGCUGCUGGCUGGUGCUCCUGACGACCUCCUGAAAAAACUCCACCUUCAAAGAGAUCCAAACCAAUACCACUUCUUGAAGCAGCCAGAGAAUCCAGAUAUGCCGUUAAGUUCGUUGGAGCAGGGACAGAGUUGCAAUGUGGAUUCUAUCAAUGACCGUGCAGAUUUUGGAGCAGUUGAUCAUGCAUUGGACACACUUGAAUUUCAAACUGAGGAGCAGGAAGCAUGUUUGCAGCUUUUUGGAUGUGACAGUAAAGCUCUAGCCAAAGCUUUAACUCACCGAACUAUUGAGGCUCGAGGUGAAAGAGUAACUUCACCCUUAACCCCAGACCAGGCUGUAUAUGCUCGUGAUGCGUUGGCUAAAUCUGUCUAUGAACGAGUAUUCAAUUGGUUGGUGAAUAGGUUGAACAUGUCUUUAGAUUCUGUUGAGAAGGGACGGAAGACCUUGCUUGGAAUCCUUGAUAUUUACGGUUUUGAAAUCUUCAAUAAGAAUGGGUUUGAGCAGUUCUGUAUCAAUUACUGUAAUGAGAAACUUCAGCAAGUGUUCAUUGAGUUGACACUGAAAAGUGAACAGGAGGAGUACCGUAGGGAAGGUAUUGAAUGGGAGCAAAUCUCAUACUUUGACAAUAAGAUCAUCUGUGACUUGGUUGAGGAGAAGCAUAAAGGUAUCAUAUCAUUGCUUGAUGAGGAAUGCUUACGUCCAGGAGACGCAUCUGAUAUGACAUUCCUUUCAAAGAUGAAUUCUCAUCUGUCUAAACAUGACCAUUACUUCAGUUAUGACACAUCAAGCAAUAAUAAGGUUAAAAAAACUAUCAAUAAAGAUGAGUUUCGUCUUCGCCACUAUGCUGGAGAUGUAGCUUAUCGAGUGCAAGGUUUUAUGGAUAAGAACAAUGACUUACUUUUCCGUGACUUGAAAGAGGCCAUGGCACAGUCAUCAAAUAUGAUUGUCCGAGUGGCUUUCCCUAAGGAAGAGUUAAUGGGAAAGAAGAGGCCAGAAACUGCUGGUACACAGUUCAAGAACAGUUUGGCUAAUUUGAUGGUCAUCCUUAUGAGUAAAGAACCUUCUUACAUCAGAUGUAUUAAGCCUAAUGAUGAGAAGCGCUCCUACUGCUUCGAUACUGAACGAGUAGGACAUCAGGUCAAAUACUUAGGUUUGAUGGAGAAUUUACGAGUGAGGAGAGCUGGCUUUGCUUACCGUAGGAAAUAUGAAAUCUUCUUGGCAAGGUACAAGUCUCUCUGCCCUGCUACUUGGCCAAAUUACAGAGGCAAGCCAAAGGAUGGCGUAAGGGCCAUUGUUCAACAUCUUAAUUAUCAUCCUGAUGACUAUCGCUUGGGAGAGACAAAACUCUUCAUCAGACUCCCCAAGACACUCUUCUACACUGAAGACAAAUUCCAAGCUCGUAAGCAAGAGCUUGCAACAAUGAUUCAGGCAAAGUGGAAGGCUGUUAUGUAUCGUCGUAGAUACCUAAAGAUGAGGGAAGCUGUUACUAACAUAACUAAGCACUGGAGACGUGUGAAAGCCCAGAGAGAAUGUGCUCGCCGAAAGUGGGCUGUUGGAAUUGUUCGAGCGUUUGUGAAAGGAUUUAUCACCCGCAAUGAGCCAGUCAACCCAAUCAAUGCAAGAUUCCAGCAGCUAGUAAAGUGUGAAUUUUUACUAAGACUUGCCAAAGUCUUGCCACAGAAUCUUCUAGACACAAAUUGGCCAGUUGCACCUUCUUCUUGCAAAGCGGCUUCUAAAGUUAUCUAUGGUCUCCAUAGGACGUACCUAGCACGCAAGUAUGUUAAAGCACUAACUCCAGAGAAACGGUCAAUGUUUGAGGAGAAAGUCUUAGCAGAACAGUUAUUCAAGGGUAAGAAGUCAAGCUAUCCAGACACCUUACCACAUUGGUUUUUGACAUCAAGACUAAAUACUGCUGAAGAGUCACUCCGAAAAACUGCCUUUGAGGAGAGUAUCAAAACAGCAGGAGAGAAGACAAAGUAUUCAACUCCAUGCACAAAAUAUGAUCGUCAUGGAUACAAACCUCGCGAACGCUUGUUAAUCCUCACCUCUGGGGCUUUAUACCUGUUAGAAGCCAAAGAAAACAAGUUAAAACAGAAACACAGGUUCUCCUUGAAAGAAAUCCAGGGAUUACACGUCUCUCCUAACAACGAUAACCUCCUCCUCAUUCAGAUCCCAGUUGAAAAUGCGAAGAAAGAUAAGAGUGAGGGUAAAGACACUAACCCUAAGGGCGACUUGAUUCUCAAUGUUCCCAAUGUCACAGAAACAGUAACAAAGAUCAUUACUGUUAGCGACAACAGCGAAGUCCUCAAAAUAGCAGAAACUGACUGCAUUGGCCAUACAAUGAAGAAUGGAAAGCAAGGCACCAUUAUGCUGGACACAGGUGCAACUACUAUGAUCAACAAGAACAAAGAGGGCAAACUGCUUGUAGUGGCUGGACCAGGACAGUGAGAGCAAAAGUGUUGAACAAAUGUUCAGCUAACAGGAUGUACGAUUACUGUUGUGAGAUUUAGGUAUGACAGAUGCACAUAUGUGUGUUCCUAUUUUUAUAUUUUUAAUGCAUAUACCUUUCCUAUCAUAAGAUAGGAAGAAUUGAAGAUGCCUAAUUUUGCUGUACAUUUACUAUAAAAAUGAGCAAAAUGUAAGUUAUGAUUUAGGCAAUUCUACAGUAGUAUUGGUUUGUGUGACUGAACUUUUAAGUGCAUAAACUUGGAAUUUAAUCAUGAAAUUUCUGCACUUGUUGUGUACUGUAAAUAUUGAUGCAUAGUUCUUGUUUUCUUUUGAACAAAGGAAUCAUAUGGUGUAUAUAAUGAUGCACCAAUUUGUGGGUUUUCCAAUUUACAACAUUCACACCGCACAUUUUAAUUUUGCGUAAGCCUUCAAAAGUGCUUCUUUUUUAGGAAUAAAAUUCAUAUUUAUUUAUUCACUCACCAUUCAUAAAUUUCAUCCAAAUGUUACAAAUUUAAAUCAAAGAUGUUUAAUAGUAACAAAAAACAAGCCUUUACGAGUUACCAAGCUAGAUACUAUUCUUGUCACGUUACAUAUUUACUUUGCUACUUAAUUUAAUAGGUUCUAACUAGUCAAUAAAAGAUUACCUUUUAAGUUUAAUUACUGUGAUACAAAUAGCACAGUUGGUGGUAUGUAAUUUGGAUUAAGUUUAAGGAUAGUAAUGUUUCCACCAUGAAGCUUUUGUCUUCCAUUAAAUUUAGAUGGGGAGUACUGCUAUUGAAUAUUUACAUUUUUCUAAAGUCAUCAGUGAUAGGUUGAUUAUCCUUAAACUAAGCAUUCCUGUAUUACAAGAUACCUUGCACUGUUAUUGGUAGCAGUCGGCAGCAUUGUUAAUUAAAGGGCUGCAUUACCUUAUCCAUCAUAUACUGUCUCAUAAAAAUUUGAAUCGGGCAUACAAGAAAAUAGUUAACAGUAAUCAAAAGGUCUUGAGAAAUUUUCCCACGAAAAAUGUUCUUCAUGAAAUAUGUUUAGAUAAUUGUUUAACCAGUUGGCUUUCCAAAUUUUGCCUAAAAUUAUUCUUUGCUAAUCUUCUCAACAGCUAUGAAAGGUUCAGUCUUUCUACAAAUAACAAAGAACCUCAAUUUUAGUAUAUAUUUACUGCUCUUGUACUAUAAUGAAAUUUAUAUGAGUAAGAAUGAUCCAAAAUAACUUUACUGCUAAAAUCUAUGUUGCAAGGUCAUUUUAGGAAGUUUCUUUACCUUUAGUCAAAUGGUGCUAAGAGAUCAUAAUACGUGACUGAGGUAUCCUGCCAAUAACUAAGAAUAUUUAUUUAGCUUAAUCAUAGUACUUAAUUACAGUUCUGGGCACUUGCACAACUGCAUUUUGAGUUAUGUUGUGAAACUGUAAAAAUUUGUAGAGUAUACCGUAGUUUAAGGUUUUAAUUAUUUUCUGCAGAAAUGUACUAUGUUUUUUUUAUUACACUUCAUUAAACCUCUAAAACCCUUCUUAGAUUGAAGUAUCCAUAUAUAAAGGUCAGUUUUAGUUUUAGAAAAAUAUCACAAUAGUUGGUCCUCGUUGCAGAUACACUGGUAGUUUUUGUUAUAAGGGGAGGUUAAAACCUUAAUUUUAGAGACCAGACUUUACAGAUGCAGCCACUUUGUGAUAUUUUUUAUGAUGAAUUUGCAUUUAAUAUUAGCAUUACAAUUGAUUGUAUUGUUCAUGUACUUAUACAGGUGAUCAUAGUUGUUACUCGAGUAAGCUUGAUCUGUGAAUGGUAAGAUUUCAACAUGCUGGUAAUCUGGCCUUUUGCUUUAAUUCUUGAAUUUACAUGGCAUAUAAUGUCUUCGCUAUUAAAUGCCCAAGAUGACCUAUGUACAUGGGAUCCAUUCUGUGUAAUUUACUUGGAAGCAUACUGCAGUAAUUCUGUAAAAGUAAAUAUUUAUUUUUCCAUGUUGUCGGGAAUUUGCAUUUUAGUUCCUUGUAGCCUACUUUUCUUGAUACCCAUAAUGCAUUCCUUUUGAUGACUCAAUGUAAACCUGUUGUUGAUUUGCUAGGAAAGAGUUAGGCAAAAAUACCAAAACACUGUACUAAAAUUUAAGUUUACACAUACAUUCCAGUUUUCAUUUUUUAUAAUUAUGGAUCCAAUAUGCUAGAAAGCUUUUGCAAUUAAAUUUGAUAAACUUAAAACCAAGAGGCUCUAGGAUGUGUGGAGAAACAUAGUUUAUGUUAUGAAUUGACCAAUUUUUAUUGCAGCAUACAAGGGAUAUCUUUUCAAGAAUUAUCAUGCCAUAAUAUAUAAUCUGCCAAAAAAGUUUUGUUUAUUGUAAACUAGUCUUUAGAUUUUACACUUUUAUAGCUUCUUGUGACUAAAUAAAAGUUUAACUCUUGGUGCUAAUGAGUAUAAAUGCAAUACAGUACUUCAUAUUCUGUAUUUUCACUGUAUGCAGAAAUUUUUUAUUUUUAGAAUUUGUUCUAAGAAGGGCUUUCGUAGAGUACAAAAUUGACACUUGUUGUGAUGACCUUAUCUACAAAGAUCUAGGAACCAUAAUAUAGUUAUUUCACGUCCAAGUAGUUUUGUUAUUUACUCAUCUGAGUUGUAUUCCUUAGAUCAAUAUAGUAUAUUUUGUUCUUUGUUUAUGCAAGACGAAUGAAAGCACUUACAUAAAUGGCAUUCAGCAUGUUCCCAUUGUUAAUUUUUCCAGGAUAUUGACUUGUGCCUUAGCCAUCAGCAUCAUGAGCAAUACUGCAUCUGUAAAUUAGAUAAAGAGCAGUUUAAAGAUUCAAACUUCAUGAAACAGAUUUUAACCUAUACUAUACUAUAGUAUACCUAUAGUAUAUACAUAAUUUAUAUGAACAUCACUGAAUGCCAAGUAGGUUCACACAGGUUGUACAGAUUUUGAGCAUUUUCCUGUGAAUGAAAGAGUUUUGUGAUUUGAGUAAAAUGUGCCUUUAUGUGCCAAGAAAAUGAAAAUAAAAAUUAAAAAUGAAAA
Molecule: messenger RNA, 6107 nt
Organism: Macrobrachium nipponense
Lineage: Eukaryota; Metazoa; Arthropoda; Malacostraca; Decapoda; Palaemonidae
Gene: Myo61F
Product: unconventional myosin IC-like
Exons: 24
Coding region: 16-3120 (1034 amino acids)
Biological process (GO): vesicle transport along actin filament; actin filament organization
Cellular component (GO): microvillus; cytoplasm; plasma membrane
Molecular function (GO): actin filament binding; microfilament motor activity; ATP binding
Source: RefSeq, a predicted model, not a curated record